This is a messenger RNA of Lichtheimia ornata, 1224 nucleotides long. RefSeq names its product tyrosine aminotransferase. The transcript has 5 exons. The record is from RefSeq and is a predicted model, not a curated record. Gene Ontology annotation, biological process: aromatic amino acid metabolic process; biosynthetic process. The coding region runs from base 1 to 1224 and encodes 407 amino acids. Gene Ontology annotation, molecular function: L-tyrosine:2-oxoglutarate transaminase activity; pyridoxal phosphate binding. NCBI's taxonomy places the organism in Eukaryota, Fungi, Mucoromycota, Mucoromycetes, Mucorales, Lichtheimiaceae.
AUGUCAGAGUGGAACAUUAAGGCUUCUAACAUCUCCAAGCGUGCACACAACCCCAUUCGUCAGAUUGUUGACAAGCUCAAGGUCGAUCCCAAUGCACAAAAGUCAUUCAUUAGUCUGUCAGUCGGUGACCCCACAGUAUUUGGCAACUUUAAUGUGCAUGAGAGUGCCAACGAAGCCAUCAAACGUCAACUCGACACGUUCAAGCAUAAUGGCUAUCCUCCAGCUCAUGGUACUUUGGAUGCGCGUGAUGCCAUUGCUCGCAAGUACACUAUUCCUGAUGUUGCUCCCUUGACCCCCAAUGAUGUCUUGUUGGCCAACGGAUGCUCUGGUGCUCUCGAUAUUUGUGUCAAUGUACUAUGCAAUCCUGGCCAGAACAUUUUGUUACCACGCCCUGGCUUUUCCUUGUACAAGAGUUUGGCCGAGAUUCGUGAAGUGGAGGUGCGAUUCUAUGACUUGGUCCCUGAGAACAACUGGCAAGUGGAUUUGAAGCAUCUUGAAUCAUUGAUUGAUGACAAGACAGCUUGUAUCUUGGUCAACAACCCGUCCAACCCUUGUGGUUCCGUGUAUCCAAAGGAACAUCUCGAAGCCAUUUUGGAUGUCGCUGCCAAGCACCAUCUUCCUAUUAUUGCUGAUGAAAUCUAUUGUGAUUUGGUUUACAAGGGCAACACAUUCUAUCCCAUGGCAUCGCUUACCAAGGAUGUCCCUAUUUUGGCUGUUGGUGGUCUUGCAAAGAAAUGGUUGGUGCCUGGAUGGCGUAUCGGUUGGAUUCUUGUGCAUGAUCGUCAUGAUGCCUUUGCUGCUGAAGUCCGUACAGGCUUGUUGAAUUUGUCUCAAGUCAUUCUUGGUCCCAACUCGGUGGUGCAAGGUGCUUUGGAUGAUAUUUUGCAUCAUACUCCUCAAUCCUUUUAUGAAGAGACUAUUUCUCAACUCGAGCACAAUGCCAAGUUGGGUAUUGACGCAGUUUCCAAGAUUGAUGGCUUGACACCUGUCACUCCACAAGGAGCCAUGUACAUGAUGGUGGGUAUCGAUAUGAACAAGUUCAAGGAUAUCAGUUCGGAUGUCGAGUUUAGCCAAAAGCUGGUGGCCGAAGAAAACGUGCUUGUGCUUCCAGGUCAAUGCUUUGAUUAUCCCAACUUUAUCCGUAUCGUCAUUACUCCACCUGCUGGUAGCCUUCAGGAAGCUUACGAGCGUAUGGCAGACUUUUGUGCUAGACAUCGCAAGUAA